GAGGGUCCCUCCACUCUUUUUCUACAUCUCCACUCCUUUUCCAGUUCGUUAUAAUUCCUGGAAUUCUUAUGUUUCCAUGCGAAAAACAUCUACUGUGCUAGACGGCUCACAAACCCCAAUUGUCACCAAUACUUUCACUUUCGAAGCUUUGUAAUUUUAGUUUCCAAAUUUCGGUUUCUUCUCGUUCUCUCUGUUUUCUGGAAGCGUUUUUGUAAAGUAUUCUUUCUAGAUUCACUAUCAGGGAGGGCUAGGGUUUUGAAGGCGGGUUUUUGGGCUUCAAAUCUAGCUUGAGUGGCGGUGGCACAACUUCCAAAAGUGUUUUCGAAAGGAAGAAGCACCGAAGGUACUGGUCCCGGGGUCGAGGCUUGGGCGGUGGCUUUUUUGCUCUGAUUUUAAGAGAGAAUUCCAUGUGUUUUCACGGGUUUCAUUGUGUUUACUUGAAGUAUUGAAAGCUAAAUCCUUCGUAUCAUACAACAUCAAAUCUGGAUUCUUUUAUACGCUAUUUUCAUCCAUUUCGGUUUGAAAUUACGAUAUGAAUUGCUCGAGCGGGACAUAACAGUGCGGGAUCCUAUUUAGUUUAUCUUUCUGUGGUGAUUGAUCAUUCGAGGAAUAUACCGCUACAAUUGUAGAUAUUAGGGUUUUCGAGGUGGUUCUUGAUAAUUAGAUGGAUAUUGAUGUGGUAGUAGAGGAUGUUGCUUCGUUGGACCCUGAACUGUUGCAGCUUCCUGAGCUGUCUCCUGUGGCGGUCAAAGAGAGACCGCAUGCUGCUGAGGAUUUGUUCUCCCAGUGGCUUUCGCUUGCACAAACUGGCAGACUGGUGAGAUCUCUAAUUGAUGAUGCAAAGGCAGGUGCUCCUAUUAAUGCCCUUGGGAACUCUUGUAAUGUAAACGCUGCUGGAAGUACUUCAUUGCCUUCCAUGUUUCCUGCUGGCAGUGCACCUCCACUUUCUCCUAGAAGUUCGUCUGGCUCUCCACGCAUAUCAAAACAGAGGACCAAUGCUUCUCUAGGCUCUCCUCUUAAAUUGAUUGGUGAACCAGUACGAGAAAUCAUACCUCAGUUCUACUUCCAAAAUGGGUGUCCACCCCCAAAGGAACUAAAAGAACAAUGUCUUUCUAGAAUUGAUGACCUGUUUAAAAAUCAUGUGGAUGGAUUGCAAGUACAUGAGUUUAAGUUGAUUACAAAGGAAAUAUGCAAGCUACCGUCAUUUUUCUCCUCUUCACUUUUCAGAAAGAUUGACACAGACUGCACUGGGAUAGUGACCAGGGAUGGAUUUAUUAAAUAUUGGGUUGAUGGCAAUAUGCUGACAAUGGAUACAGCGACGAAAAUAUUCAAAAUUCUAAGGCAGCCAGAAUGUAAAUACCUUACUCAGGUAGACUUCAAACCUGUCCUUCAAGAGCUUUUGGCAACCCAUCCUGGGUUGGAAUUCUUACAGAACACGCCUGAAUUCCAAGAAAGAUAUGCUGAAACUGUCAUAUACAGAAUUUUCUACUACAUCAACAGAUCAGGAAAUGGCCAUCUUACUCUUAGAGAGCUGAAGCGAGGAAAUCUAAUUGCUGCCAUGCAACACGCAGAUGAGGAAGAGGACAUUAAUAAAGUCAUGAGGUUCUUCUGUUAUGAACACUUCUACGUUAUAUACUGCAAGUUUUGGGAGCUUGAUACAGACCAUGACUUUUUGAUAGGCAGAGAGAACCUCGUCAAAUAUGGUAACCAUGCUCUUACCUACAGGAUCGUUGAGAUAAUUUUUUCACAGGUUCCAAGGAAGUUUACCAGUAAUGUUGAAGGGAAGAUGGGUUAUGAAGAUUUUGUUUACUUCAUGCUGUCAGAGGAAGAUAAGUCAUCUGAGCCUAGUCUAGAGUAUUGGUUCAAAUGCAUAGAUUUGGAUAGUAAUGGAGUUAUUACCCCCACUGAAAUGCAAUUCUUCUACGAGGAGCAGCUUCAUCGUAUGGAAUGUAUGGCCCUAGAACCUGUGCUAUUUGAGGAUAUUUUGUGUCAAAUUGUUGACAUGAUUGCACCAGAGAGGGAAGAUUAUAUUACACUACGUGACUUGAAAGGAUGCAAACUUUCAGGAAAUGUUUUCAAUAUACUUUUCAAUCUUAAUAAGUUCAUGGCUUUCGAAAGUCGUGAUCCGUUUCUCAUCCGUCAGGAACGUGAAGAUCCAACUUUGACCGAGUGGGAUCGCUUUGCACAUAGAGAGUAUAUUAGGCUUUCGAUGGAAGAGGAUGGUGAAGAUGUUUCUAAUGGUAGUGCAGAAGUUUGGGACGAGACACUUGAAGCUCCUUUUUGAGUUCAAUGUGCUGCCUAUAUAAAUGCUGUUGAUGCUUCCUUGAGUCUGGCUAUGGGAUGAAACUUUGGAAACUUGAAGAUACCCCUUGGGGGAAACUUACAAGGGAUUGCAAACCUCAUCAGCGAUUAACUUGAAGUGCAUUCCGGUAAUUUUGAUAUGCACCUCACCAAGUUGGUAAAUAUUGCAGCCUUCGUGAAAUUAAAAUGAGCUGCACUGAGGAGUCCUAAAUCGAUUUGCUUCUUCUAUAUGUGGGAGGUUUGGUUGCUGCCCACUAGUUAGUCAUCCCCAGGUAACAAAUAGUUUUGCUAUUGUUAUUGAAGAACUUAUUUGUUUCCAAGGAAUUAGCUCCAUUGCUGGGUGCUGCUUGAAGCUUCUAGCAGUUCUUCAUAUUGCUUGGGUGCUCUAAAAUGGUCCCUUGUCCUCUACACCUCUGAUUCCUAUUUUCUGUACCAUUGUCAAUAUGUUAUUUAUUGGAUUUAUGUUGAAAAAAGAGAAUUUCUUGUGAAAGAAACUGUAGAGAUGCAACAUCAUACAAUGGUUUCCAGUUGGAAUUGUAGAUUUAUGAUGUUCGUUUGUUCCCA
Molecule: messenger RNA, 2865 nt
Organism: Carya illinoinensis
Lineage: Eukaryota; Viridiplantae; Streptophyta; Magnoliopsida; Fagales; Juglandaceae
Product: serine/threonine protein phosphatase 2A regulatory subunit B''alpha-like
Exons: 13
Coding region: 665-2284 (539 amino acids)
Biological process (GO): protein dephosphorylation
Cellular component (GO): protein phosphatase type 2A complex
Molecular function (GO): calcium ion binding; protein phosphatase regulator activity
Source: RefSeq, a predicted model, not a curated record